Molecule: messenger RNA, 10947 nt
Organism: Serinus canaria (Common canary)
Lineage: Eukaryota; Metazoa; Chordata; Aves; Passeriformes; Fringillidae
Gene: DGKH
Product: diacylglycerol kinase eta
Exons: 32
Coding region: 111-3839 (1242 amino acids)
Biological process (GO): diacylglycerol metabolic process; lipid phosphorylation; intracellular signal transduction
Molecular function (GO): ATP-dependent diacylglycerol kinase activity; protein binding
Source: RefSeq, a predicted model, not a curated record
GCUGCCAGCCGGAGCAGCGGCAGCGGCGGGAGGGAGGCGCAGCCCGGCGAACCCAGCUCCGCUGCCCGUCGGCUCUCUCCCCGCGGAGGUUGGGGACCUGCUGCGGGGUGAUGGAGGAGCAUGGGUACCCUUCCUAUAGCGCCCGCAGCCCCGCCUGGGAGGAGCUGGAGUCCGGGAAGAUGGCCGGGGCCGAGUCGGGGAUGAGCGGCGCCGGGAUCCCGCUGCAGCCCCAGCCCCAACCCCCGGCGGCGGCGGCGGGGCCGGCGGACGAGUCGUCGGACAGCGAAGGGGAGCACGAGGGCCCCCAGAAACUCAUCCGGAAAGUGUCCACCUCGGGCCAGAUCCGCAGCAAGACAAGUAUAAAAGAAGGAUUACUACUGAAGCAAACCAGCUCUUUUCAGAGGUGGAAAAAGCGUUAUUUCAAACUUCGAGGUCGUACUCUUUACUAUGCUAAGGAUUCAAAGUCUCUAAUAUUUGAUGAAGUUGACCUGUCAGAUGCCAGCGUAGCUGAAUCAAGCACAAAAAAUGUCAACAACAGCUUCACGAUAAUCACUCCAUUUAGGAGGCUAAUAUUGUGUGCUGAGAACAGAAAAGAAAUGGAGGACUGGAUAAGCUCUCUAAAGUCCGUUCAGUCCAGAGAACACUAUGAGACCGCACAGUUUAAUGUGGAACAUUUCUCAGGGAUGCAUAACUGGUACGCCUGCUCCCACGCCCGACCCACCUUCUGUAACGUGUGCAGAGAGAGCCUCUCUGGAGUCACUUCUCAUGGCCUGUCUUGUGAAGUGUGUAAGUUUAAAGCACAUAAAAGAUGUGCUGUCCGAGCAACAAAUAACUGCAAAUGGACUACAUUAGCCUCAAUUGGAAAAGACAUCAUUGAAGAUGAAGAUGGUAUAGCGAUGCCUCACCAGUGGUUAGAGGGAAACCUGCCCGUCAGUGCCAAAUGCGCCGUCUGCGACAAGACUUGUGGCAGCGUUCUGCGCCUGCAAGACUGGAAGUGCCUUUGGUGUAAAGCUAUGGUUCACACGGCCUGUAAAGAUCUGUACCCUCGUAAAUGUCCACUUGGCCAAUGUAAGGUAUCGAUCAUCCCUCCAACAGCACUAAACAGUAUAGACUCCGAUGGUUUCUGGAAAGCCACAUGCCCGCCAUCCUGUGCCAGUCCUCUUUUAGUUUUUGUUAACUCAAAGAGUGGAGACAAUCAGGGAGUAAAGUUUCUUCGUCGAUUCAAACAGUCGUUAAAUCCAGCUCAGGUCUUCGAUUUAAUGAAUGGAGGACCUCACUUAGGUUUGCGGUUAUUUCAGAAGUUUGACAACUUCAGGAUUCUUGUGUGUGGUGGCGAUGGAAGCGUGGGUUGGGUCUUGUCAGAAAUUGAUAAGCUCAGCUUGCACAAGCAGUGUCAGUUAGGAGUGUUACCCCUUGGUACUGGAAAUGACCUUGCUCGUGUCCUUGGUUGGGGAGGAUCCUGUGAUGAUGAUACGCAACUUCCUCAGAUUUUGGAAAAACUAGAACGAGCCAGCACGAAAAUGUUAGACAGGUGGAGUAUAAUGUCAUAUGAACUGAAAUUACCAGCAAAGCCUUCUAUUCUUCCUGUGACUGCAGAAGAGUCAGAGGAGUGCCAGAUAUCUGCUUAUGAGGAUUCAGUUGCUGCUCAUCUUGCAAAAAUUCUCAAUUCUGAUCAGCAUUCAGUUGUCAUAUCAUCUGCCAAAAUAUUAUGUGAAACUGUAAAGGACUUUGUGGCCAAAAUAGGGAAGACUUACGAAAAACCAAUGGAGAAUGCAGAGGAAGCUGAUGCCAUGGCCAUUAAAUGCUCAGAGUUAAAUGAAAAGCUGGACCUAUUGCUCCAGGCUCUUCACACAGAAGCCCAGGCUGCUCCCAUUCUCCCAGGCAUUGCUCCCCCCAUCGUGGAAGAAGAACCAGAGGAGUUCUCAAGUGAAGAAUCCUUGUCUGAAAGUAAAGAGCAAUUAGCAGAGUGUGUCUCAAAGUCUUCCCAGAAGCUCUUCAAACCAAGGCAACAGUUAAUGCUCCGAGCAAACAGCUUGAAGAAGGCUGUGAGGCAGAUCAUUGAACAAGCAGAAAAAGUUGUGGAUGAGCAGAAUGCUCAUAGUGAAGAACAAGUGAACCAGUCUCCAGUAGAAUACAGCAAAGAAUUGGAUGAAUCCAAAGAAGAGGAAAAAGAGGAAGAUACAAAGGAACUUGAGUCUCCAUCAACUAAAACUGCACCAAGAUCUCCUGAUAGACGUACAAGCCGAGGUAUCCAUUCUCAGACAGGGUCUUUCUCUGCUUCAACUUUGGCAGCAAGCAAGGAAAACCUCCCAGUACUUAACACGAGGAUUAUCUGUCCAGGUUUAAGGGCUGGUCUAGCUGCUUCCAUUGCAGGAAGUUCAAUUAUUAGCAAAAUGUUGCUAGCAAACAUCGAUCCAUUUGGUGCUACGCCGUUUAUUGACCCGGAUCCAGAUUCCUUGGAGGGAUAUUCAGAAAAAUGUGUCAUGAACAACUAUUUUGGAAUUGGGUUAGAUGCAAAAAUUUCACUAGAAUUUAAUAACAAGCGAGAAGAGCACCCUGAAAAAUGCAGAAGUCGGACGAAAAACAUGAUGUGGUAUGGAGUUCUUGGCACAAAAGAGCUAUUGCAGAGAACUUACAAGAACUUAGAACAAAAAGUUCAACUUGAGUGUGAUGGACAGUACAUCCCCCUUCCAAGCCUGCAGGGCAUAGCUGUGCUAAACAUUCCCAGCUAUGCUGGUGGGACUAAUUUCUGGGGUGGAACCAAAGAAGAUGAUAUAUUUGGAGCUCCAUCAUUUGAUGAUAAAAUCUUAGAAGUUGUUGCUGUAUUUGGCAGCAUGCAAAUGGCAGUGUCCAGAGUCAUCAAACUGCAGCACCACAGGAUAGCUCAGUGUCGGUCAGUAAAGAUCACCAUACUUGGUGAUGAAGGGGUUCCAGUGCAAGUCGAUGGAGAGGCAUGGAUCCAGCCCCCGGGAGUUAUUAAGAUCAUACAUAAAAACAGAGCUCAGAUGCUAACACGAGACAGAGCCUUUGAAAACACCCUGAAGUCUUGGGAGGACAAACAGAAGUAUGAUUCCUGCAAACCUGUCAUUCGAUCUCCCUUGUACCCUCAGCAAGCUGUUGAGCUGGCUACAGAAGAAGAAGUUGCACAGAUCCAGUUGUGCUCACAAGCUGCAGAAGAACUUAUUACCAGGAUCUGUGAAGCAGCAAAAGUACACGGCCUCUUGGAGCAGGAGCUUGCUCAUGCUGUUAAUGCAUGUUCACAUGCAUUAAAUAAAGCCAACCCAAGGUUUCCUGAGAGUCUUACCAGAAACACUGCCAUGGAGAUAGCUGUCAAUGUGAAGGCCUUGCACAACGAAACAGAAUCUCUGCUAGUAGGAAGAGUUCCUUUGCAGUUAGAGGCUCCCCAUGAAGAACUGUUGUCUGAUGCUUUGCACAGUGUGGAAAUAGAGUUGAGAAAACUUGCUGAGAUUCCUUGGCUUUAUUAUGUUUUUCAACCAAAUGACGAUGAGGAUCCCCCUCUGGAUUAUGCUAAAAGAAACAAUAGAAGUACAGUGUUUCGUAUAGUGCCAAAGUUUAAAAAAGAAAAAAUUCAGAAGCAUAAGACCAGCCCUCAGCCUGUUCAAAAAUGGGGCACAGAUGAAGUUGCUGCUUGGCUGGAUCUGCUCAGUUUGGGAGAGUACAAAGAAAUCUUCAUCAGCCAUGACAUCCGAGGCUCUGAGCUUUUACAUCUGGAAAGGCGAGAUCUUAAGGACCUGGGGAUAACGAAAGUGGGUCAUAUGAAGCGAAUUCUCCAGGGAAUUAAAGAGCUCAGCAAGAACACCCCUUUGUCUGAAGUGUAAUUAUGCUGGUGCUUUUCUUAAAGAAAGAAGAGAAAGUUUCUGGAGAAGCAAAGCUGUUGCAGGCACUUGGCUGUCCUUGUAGUUUAUGGAAGAAUAAGCACUGGUGUUUGUAUAGGCUAGCAUCUCUGAAUUCUUGUGUGGUGAAGAACUUGCAGCAAGAGUACAAAAGGAUUUGUGCCAAAACAAAAAGGAAAAGGUGAUAUGUUCUGCGAAGAUGUUUUCUUGGUGUGGAAAUUGGCCAGUUUGGAUAAGCCCAGUUUGGUAAAUUGAUCGGUUGGUGGUGAACUGCACUGACUGGAAAAUAUAAUCAAGGAAUGAUUGCUUUGCUUACAUGCAGCUCAGUAUGCCUCUCUUUAUGCUGCAGCAAGAUGCCACUGUACGGCAUGAGGUCAUCUGGUUUUCCUUCCGAGACGUAGCUCUGUAGAACCUCGUGUGCAGGAGACCAGGAGGUUUGGAAGGUUCAACACGUGAGCCUGGCAGUGCCGCAGGUAUCCAGCACUCGCUGGCCAUGCCGAAGAGGGGAGAGAUACCUCGUGAUACCAUGAAUGCAAACUAUAAUGCAUGGUGUGCCUGCCUGAAUUGUCUGUUGUUCUGUUGCAUGACACAUCUGAUACUUUAAACACUUGAACAACUUUUUUAUCGGUUUGAAUGAGAUUUAAUUUAUUGCUACUUGAGUGUCUUUUUUUUUUUCCUCCAGUUUCAGGCACUUUUCUAUUCUUCAGUGUUGUGUUAUGCCUAAAAUGUGUUCUAUGGCAAAGGGUGUGUGGGUGUGGAAACUUAGCAUUUGUGCCAUAUUCAGCAGAUUAUAUAUGAUUGAAACACUGUACAGUUAGAUUUUUAAAUAUAUCAUGUACAGAAGGUUUAUCAGGUAACUAACUUAUGAGAAUUUUUGAAAGACCGGUACCUCACAAAAACAUCAAUUGGCUUCCUGCAUGGAAAAUUAUAAAGAAUCUUCUCAAUGGUGCAUUUUAAUGUAGUUAUUCAGUUAUCUUAAACAGCUGUAGCAUAUUUGAACUUGUAGGCACUAAUGGUUUUAUUUAUUCUAUUGUUCAAAAGCAGAUUUAAAUAUUAAUGACAUUUUCUUAAAGAAAAAUUGAAUUUUAUUUAUCAUACAUAAGAAGAUAUUUAAAAUGUAGCAGCUGAUUUGAUUUUUGUGGGGUAAACUUUUACUUGUUGCUAAUUAACUGUUAAUUUAAAAAUGCAUCUGUGUCCAUUUCUUUAAAAAGGUAUCACUUUGUUUCUUGAUAGCACUCCACCAUCAGUAGACCAUAAAAAUUAAAAAACCCAGAUUAUAAGGUUUUAGGCUAUGCAUGCUAAGAAGAAUCACAUGCAAGACAGUAAUCCAUGAGUGUAAACAGGUUAAAAAAAUUAAAACCAUCUUUGUUUAGGUAUUGCUCCAGACUAGAGUUUGUAAGGUUAUUUACUUAAAGGACUUUAUUAAAUUAAACAGGUUCAUAAUUUAAUUUCCUGGUUAACUUUUCACAAAAGUAUUAAUCUAGCUGAAAAAUAAAUUUUAGGUAUCUGCAAAAAAAAAAAUCCUACCUAAUGUUUGAGAUGAGAUUACUUUGCACCACCUGCCAAAAAACUUGCAGAGAAUUGCUCUCUCCUUUCUGUUUCUAGCAAUUGUCAUUGCAGCACAAGGAACACUUGUCUUUCACUUAAUCAAGUAGCUUUGAUGUUUCUUGCAUACUAAAGAGUAUCUUAACAUCUAUUUAUGUUUUUCUCAUGGGCAGAAGAGUAAGGUUUCAUUUGGUUUUACCAAAUCUUAUUUUCUUGUAUAAAGGGGCUGAUGUCAAGUACUGCAUCCUGGUUUCACCUUCCAUUUCUUAUGCAUAUGACCGGAGUUGUUCCAUGGCGAGUAGAUGGGACUCAUCCCAUGGAAAGUAAAAUCUAUUAUACUCAUUGUUUUAUUGGAGAAAAAAAAUCAAAAUAAUCAAAACAGGCUUAUUUUUUAUCUUUUUGUAGUUAUUUGUGUUCUUGCUGCUGUAGGUUCAACAGGCAGCACUCUGGGAGUUCUGUGAACAUAAUGAUUAUUCUAGUAAACAAACAAAAGUAAAGGGCUCUUUUCUAUUAGGUUUUGCAUAAAAAACAAACCAAAAUGCAUUUGCUAAAUGAUAUGACUUUCAGGAUGUUGUACGAAAAGGAUAUGAAAAAAAUGGAAAGUUAGGCAAACAAUGGAAAGUUUGUUGGUUUUGGUUUUAUUUUAAUGCACUUGACAUUCACCCCUUUAAUGACGUUCAGGUGACAUCUGCCAAGUCUUUGUAAGCUUUAUUUCCUUUUCUCUUUGGUUCUCCAUAAGCUACACUGUCUUUUAACAUGUGGCAGCAUUUUACCAUAUUGACAUUACAGUAGACAACUAAUAGCUAAUCUUCUGGUCUAUUCAAGGACAAAAUACAUAGCAGAACUUUCUUUGCUUUCCUGACUGUAAGAUACAAUCUCUUUACAACUUUCAGCCUUGCUUGAUGUAAUGCAUUAAGAUGGGCUAUGGAACCAGAUCUCUUCAAGACACUGUAGAGAUCUACGCUGAGUAUAUUAAAAAAUGGGAGCUGCUUUUGGGCAGGGAAAAUGGGAAAAUUUUGUUUGUAACACAGCUUUCUUAUGGCACUCCUCAAAUUACCUCAGUAUUGGACAACUGAUCAAUGUUCAUUUUUCUAAAUGACCACCAAAGAAUUUUAACUUUAAUUGUCCUAAGCAGUUUUUUUAAACAUGUGAAUAGGAAAAAACAAAACUGUAAGUAUCAUUUAUGCUGUAUUUAUUAGAUGCCCAGGAGAGUAAAUUUUAUGCAACUCUAUGCCUUAGACUAGUGUUGGCUAUGAAGUGUAAAUGCAUCUGACAAGGAGGCUCAAAAUAUUUUUACAGGCGUUCUCUCUGGAGGUUGUGGGUUGUAGCUGUAUUUAAGUGAUGUGGCUUUUUUGAAGACCUGAACACAUUGUUACUCUCUCAUGGUUAUUCUAAAUACUGGGGCUUUUUCCUUACUGCUGUAAAAGUCCCAUCUCCUAGAACUAAGUAAAUUUUUUUAAUGAACUGUAUUUUCCCUAAUUUAAUCCUGCUGUAAAAAGUGCUUCAAAGCACACAUCCCAAUAUCUCAACAAAACCAAGGUAAACACAUCCCUGAAAGCAGUUAGCUUUUUAGAAAACAAGAUCUGUGGAGCCUGAUUCAACAUGCUGGAUUUAUCAAGACAACCGCUAUACAAAGUUUACUGGAUUAAAUUUUUCCUCCCCAGUCAAAUAUAUGUGAUUUCUGUGGUCAGUAUGCAUCAAAGCCUGAAGGGAGUGCAGAGUAAUCUGCAUUUUUUGUAGUGGCUGGUGUUCAUAUAGAUUAAAUGCUCUACACCUCAGAGAGAGGAACACAUGAGCUGCAUGUUUAAAAUUGCAGCAGGUUGCUAAAUAUAAGUUGCUGUUUUGUCAUUUUCAAAUAGGUUUUUCUCAGUGCACUGUAUUUGAUUGCUGUAGCAACCUCUGAUUUAGGUCAUGCAAGUUUUGCCUUUAUAGAGCCUCAUGACUUCUUUUUAGAAGCUGAAUGAAAUCAAGCCAACUCAUGGUUUUAGGCGUUGGGGAUGUUUUGCAAUACUUCAAAAAAAAAAAGAAGAUUCAAAAAUCAAUUUUUUUAUAAGAUGGUAAGAGAAAAUUUUCUUUGAUACAUUUUUAUGUCUCUCCCCCUAAACACUAUUCUUUUCUCCCGAAUGUCUCUUUCUUUCAAAGAAAAAUGCUUUGAAGUUGAAGAACAGUAAAAUGUAAAGCAUAUGAUUAAGAACCCUCCCAGACUAUUUCAUUCCAGUAUUUCUUGUUUUGGGACUGGAAUUAACAUGCUUGGUCCUGUAAAUAAUAAAUAGAAAUCUUCUUUAUCUCUCUAUCCCUGCCCAAAUUAAUUAAUACUGCAAUGCUGCAUCUCUGUAAUUCAGAGGAGAGGUGUUGAUUUUUUUUCUUCAUAAAUGUCCAUUUUGUAUUUUCCCAUGCUUUUUGUAGAGAAAUAGAUAACCUGCCGAUUUUACUUUUUAAUUGAAAUUGCCCAUGCUAUUAAUGAAAAUUUCAUUAAGCCUUGAUAAUGAACAUUACUUCAAGGGUAAAAUUAUCAGUGUUUGUCAGUGCAUGUGGUCUUCAUUUCAGGAAGGCUGGCAGGAGAUCUUUUUCACAUGUAAUGGAAAAAUAAUAUAUAAAGCAAAUAUGAGAGGAUGUUCCAUAGUCCUACUUUAAAAACAGUUGUAAUAAUGUACUUGCAAGACAAAACCCCCCAUGGUGAUUCCAUUUUGCUUGAUGCUUCCUGCUAAUGAUUGCAUUAGUGGUGUUUACAGCUAUUUCUGCAGUAUUCUCUGUGUGCCCCUAAAUAUUAAGUUCUUGCCUAUGAGUUCAACAGUUCUGGUAAUUAAUAAUUAGCAGUGCAAAAAGUCUUCGUUAAAGGUAAAGUCACAAGGAAUGUAUCUCAUUGAGGAUAACUGAGCUGGAGCAAAUUGUUUAGCUUACAACCAGGAAAUAAUGUUGUCACUUGUAUGAGUAAGUGUGAGCCACAGAAAAUAAAAUUAAAGAAGUAAUUUUAAUUUUUUUUUUCACCCCAAUAACUUAAGUACCCCUCAACUGCAGCAUCCUAUAUACAUCCUAUAUUUAUAACACAGGCUGUCCUGUAUUUUUUAUUCUGUUUUCAUGGAUUGUAUGUUUUGUGGUAUGAUUUUCUUAUCAUCAAGGUUUGAUGCUGCUUAUUCUAACUGCGAGGAUUUAAUGUUUGCAAGAACUGUAUAUGACUGUAUUGCUGUCUUAAGGAACAAGUUUUUGAUGACUUGAAGAAGCUGAGGAGUUUGGACAGGAUUUAAGCUUUGGACAGGACUUAAAAUAUCGCUGCUUUCUCUUCAGAGAUGAAUGGUAGCAUCAUCAGGAUUGAUAAAGCAUCUUUUGUUUCUAUUUGGAUUUUUCUACGGAACCUGCAAACUACAAGACAGGUGGGAGUACAUGCCUCAGAGACUGUACAGAAUUUUUCAUUGAUCUGGUCCUUGAAUAUGUCUAAGAAAAUACCUUCUAAAAUAACUUUUGUAAGAUUUAAUACAGAAUCAUCUAAAAAGAGAUCACCUUUCAUGCCUCUCUCCUCUCCCAAAGAGGGAAUGCAAAGUGGCAGGUGAAUGUGAAGAAGUAUUCAUUGAUAAAUAAAAAGUAGUCCUGUCUGUUUUCUGUACCUACUGAUCUCAUGCAGCUCACCUGUCUCUGCAGAUCUGGUAUGAGACACUUGAAGUACCUUAUCCAAAAGUACCUUAUUGGAGAAAAAAAUGUUACAUAGUAAGUAUGUGGCUUUAAGCUUCUCAUCAAGACUUGGAAGUAUCUUCAGAGCCAGUGUGUUGAAUGACUUUUUAUAUUCCAUGGAUCAAUUAAAAUUAUGAAAAUGUUAAGUGGUAAGGCAAGUCAGACAACUGCUUGACAUUAGAGAAAUCACUUGUCUAGAGGCAGAAGGAACAGUUCUUUAAUAGCACAAGGAGGACAUAUACCAUAAUGCAGCGCUUCCUAAAUCCCUUUCCAGGGUAUCUUUUAAUUACAUAUGCUCAAAGUGUAUUCUUCCUGUAAAAAAAACCAUAUGGCUGUGAAACAGCUAAGUACAUGCAUCCUAAUUUUUUUCAUCUAAGGCUAAAAUACCAUUUUCAAAUAAGAGCUGUCAUGCACUUUGAAAUACAUAUGUUGGGAACAGGUAAGUUUAUAUUUAUCAUAGAUAGUCAUCCCAGGGAUAGUCAGACUUGUAAAAUGAGGUAGUUAUGUCAAGGUUAUCAAAAGCUGAAGAAAUAAUGUAGCAGACACCUUCCUUUACAAGGCUCUUUCUGAAGACAUCUGUGCAAAUGCCCACUACUUCCAGGAGUCUUUUCCUAUAAUUUUGUUUAAGAAAGGAUCAUAUUCAGAUUCCUAUCCUUCCCCUUGCUAAUAAGGCAGGAAGUUUGCACCUUGGUUAAACUUUCUAGGAGUUUGUUGGCUGUAGAAACAGACCUCAAAAGAAUAGACAUUUGAGGCAAUCAGUAGGCUUGCGAAGGAUACACAGGGCUCUGUCUGGGCUUGUUAGUUCAUCUGCUAAUGUGGCUCUGAUCACAGAUUAGUGGGGAAAAGCUCUUAUGGUGCUCCUGCUUCACUUGGUGGCAAGGCUCCAUGGUUGUCAGUGGGGACAGAGGGGCACCCAAGCGAGCAAACACCUUUCCUUUUGCGUGUUGGUUGGCUUUCUGCAAUUCUAAUCAGGGCUGGAGUUCAGGACACAGCUUUGUUUGUCUGCAAGGCCAUGUGAUAUCUGAGGAAAUGAGGAGGAAGUGGCUGAAGGUCUGGAUUCUGCCUUUGGUUUCCUGCCAAUGGAGCUGGUGUAAGACUGGGGGCAGUGUAGUUAACCUUUGAGUGCCUCACUUUCUCCACCCAUGGGAAUAGGGAUGCUCACCACCUCUGUACAGCCCCCUCGAGUCCUGUAGGAGAGCAGUGUUAAGUAAACCGCUGAGUUUUACCCACACUAUUAUAUGUAGUAAAAAUAAAUUACUUCUGUCCAUAACACUGCAAGAAUUGCUUUUCCUAGUUCCAGUUCUUUUUGAUGACCUACUAUGUCCUGGGCAGUCAGUUUUAAAGCUUAGCAAUUGCUCUAAUACUUAGAAUUACACACAUAGCAGGCUCUGUUUGCUGCAGAAAAGAGUAAAACUUCAAACUGCCUGACAAAACUUGCCAAUGAAGUAUAUCUAACAGAGCAGGGGUGUAACUUUUGGCUUUAUUUACUUGUAAUAAUGGUAAGGAACAGUGAAUUUUGUUUGUUUACAUACUGUUUACAAUGGCACAGUUUUAUUUUUAAUAUAUAAAAACAAUUGAGGUAUUUAUUGCAUAUACUAUUUUAAAGAUGUUUUAUGUGUUUUCACCUUUGGAAUAUAUUGUUACAUUUCCUUGUACAGAUAAUUUGGGUGGCUUUGUUAAUAUAGUUAGUAAUUUUUAUGACUACUAAGUGACCAGUUUUCCGUGCCUUUUUAUUGUUGGAUGCAUGAUUACAUAUUUAUUAUUGUAUGGAAGUCACUGAGAUGUGUAUUUUUGUAUUCUGCUGGAAGCAAUGGUUGAUUUUAUUGUACAUGAUAAGAGAUGCCUUCCAUAACAGGCACUCGUAUGAGAUCUUCCUUCUCAA